This is a messenger RNA of Diplodia corticola, 7605 nucleotides long. RefSeq lists its product as uncharacterized. The record is from RefSeq and is a predicted model, not a curated record. The coding region runs from base 1 to 7605 and encodes 2534 amino acids. Gene Ontology annotation, biological process: cell adhesion. Lineage: Eukaryota; Fungi; Ascomycota; Dothideomycetes; Botryosphaeriales; Botryosphaeriaceae. The transcript is spliced from 3 exons.
AUGUUUUUACCCAGCUUCGGCCUGGUGGCCGGCCUCUUGCUGCCAUCGGUCUCCGCUGGCAUCUUGGGCCGUCACCGGGCGAAAGUCCAAGUCCAAGACCCGGACUGUCUCGUCGAAAUCGAUGUCGCCGCCACCAUCUACGAGCAGCCCGUGGCCGUGAGCACCCACAUCGACACGCCCACCAUCAUCACCGUUGGCCCCGGUGCCACCCUCAUUGUCGGCCCCGAUCGCGUUCCUACCGACAUUGACACGGUCGUGACCAUCCUGUCCACGCACAUGGGAACGAGAACCCACACCUACACCAUCAACAGGACCGGCUCUGGCAUCACAAGGACCACCAUCCGUACCAUUCGCCCCGCGAACCCUUCGUCUACCGUUUACUCGACCCUGACCACCACGUCCUUCGCUUCCUUCCCGACAACCACCGGGUACUCCUCCUCAUCGCGGCCAUACCCGCCUCCGAUUUCCUCAUCUGCGACCGUUGGCCCACCUCAGGAGAACAUUGUCACUCUGCCAUACCUUGGCUCAGUGACAACCACGCUGACCCUCACAUCUGGAUCAAUCGCUUUCCCUGCCGUCCUCACGCCCGCUACCGUCUCUACGUUCACUGGCCCGACAGCCAGUGACGUGUAUUACGCAGGCUACGAUGGGUCCACGACAGCAACCUUGACUGUGCUGCCAUCUCAAUUCGGCGCUAAUACUGCACUUGCCUUUAGUACCGGGGCUGGGCUCGUACCUUUCGUCAACACUCGGCUCGCAGGCGCUGGUAAUGGUGGUUCGGCGACUCUGAUCAUAGAGACACCAACCACCACCUUCUCAUCAACUGCCAGCAUCACCGAAGCACCGUCGAGUACUUCUAGCACCGAUGAUGGUGUGCUCACUUUGUCGUAUUUCGGCACAACUGCUACCGCCCUCAGGCUUGUCAUCAACGGUGUUACCCGUCUUGUGUACUUGGUUCCUGCCACCGUGUCCAACACAUACUCUGCCACCGGAACGACCACCAUCUUUGCGAAUGGCACUGGCACCGCGGCAACAACGUUCACAGUCGUCCCGACAAGCGGCUUUGAAACCCUGAUUGUGGAAGGCCCAGCCACGGCUCUUGAGCCUCCCACGAGCUCGUCAUCAACUGAAUCGUUCCCCACCACUUCAGCUUCGCAGGGCCCAGGCGUGACGUCUCCGCCUGGACCGACCGGGUCGACCUCGGCUGGACCCUUUGGAAACACCCCCACAUGGGCGUACUUCACAGGAACCAACACUUCUACUGUGGUGUUGCCGUACGGGCCGGGCGGUACGCCCGUCACCUUCGUUUUGACUCCGGCCACCGACCCCGCCUUCACUGGGAGCCUCGCAUCAACCACUUACACCGUCGGGUAUAAUGGCUCAACCGCUACAGCAAUCACCAUAGUUCAGCCGGGUUCUUCUCAGGUUGGAUUUGUUGUGGUGGAGACCCCGAACAGUGUUGAGAGCUCAUCCUCAUCGACCACGUCUGAAUCUUCAAGCAUCUCGACCGGCCCCAUCUCUGAGUUUUCAGCCCCGACGUCUAGUUUCCCCGGCGCUCUCAACACUCUUGCUUACUUCGGCGAUGUGACCGAGGCCACGCUGACAGCUACGAGAGCCGGCACGCUGACAACCUUCGUCAUCACCCCCGUGCCCACGCCUUCCAACCUCUCUGGGAUCGAUCCGACUGUCAUGAUCGUAGCGGGUUAUAACGGAACUACUACUCGGAGUUUGACUAUCCUGCCGACCGCGACUUCUGACCGGGGCACGCUGCUCAUCGAAACACCUAUCAGCACCGUUUCUUCGUCCACUACCACAACUCUUGCCCCUCCCGCCACCUGGCUCUACAUCGGAGAUUCGACUGAUAUUAAUGCUGUUGCUACUUAUGGUGGGGGCAGUCUCACCAGCCUGGCCCUCGAGCCCACGUCAACCCCAUUCAGUGGCGUCAUCGAUCCCUUCACAACGUACACUAUCGGCUACCCUGGGCCCACCGCCAAGACCGUGACAAUCCUGCCCAAUAACAAUCCAAACGUCUGGACUCUGCUGAUCGAAACGCCAACGUUCACGAGUUCUUCAUCCUCGGAGACGGGUCUGUCUUCCUCUUCAGAGACGAGCUCGCCUUCUGAGGCAGGGCCAUCGUCACUGGAGACGUCUUCUACCUCCACGACAAGUAACACGAUUUCUUUUGAGACAAGUGUGCCAGCUACCAUCACGGCGCCGCCAACUUCGACUUCUUCGGAUGCGAACGACGUUGUCACUCAGUUCUGCGUCGGCUGCACGAGCACGAGGACCCUGGUAGCCACCGUCAAUGGCAGGCUCAGGACUUUAUUCAUCGUCCCGUUGCCUACCGAGUCCGCCUCUUUGUUCACUCAAGGUGUUGGUUCUCAAACAUUGACUGCGGGCUACAGCGGUAGCACCCGGGACACUAUCACGUUGGCUCCGACAAGGGACGGAGAUCUGGGUACUGUCGUGGUUGAAACCCCAUUCGGGGAUACGGCUAGUUCCACGGAGACUACCGUCAGCGAAACGUCGGAGUCAAGCACUCCUGAAUCCCCGACUACCACUGGUUUGAGGACUCAAGGUUACAUUGGUGGUGAUUCCCUUCAAACGAUCACACCCACCGUCAAUGGUACUGCGACUCCCGUCUUCAUCACGCCAGUUCAGUCAGACUUCGCUGGUCCUUUCGUCACCUACACCCCGACCAUCGGUUACGACGGACAGAACACCAUCACCUUGACCCUGCUUCCUGCUGCCGGCGAGACUGCGGGCACAAUAGUUGUCGAGACUCCUACGGCCUUGUCUUCUGAAUCCACCUUGGAGUCAACGAGCUCGUCUCCGUCCAUCACUGGGGUGCCUUCUCCGACGAACAAUGAUGUGCCCUACGUUACUGGCACGGACACCACCUUCGUUUCAGCCACAAUGUCAGGUGCCACAUACACGUUCACUCUCGUUCCGGCAACCACGACAUUCAAUGGCCCGGUUGACCCCGUCAACACAUACACGAUUGGCGGGCCAUCCGAUACAACAUAUACGAUCGUCCCUACUGGUACCCAGAGUGAAGGAACUAUCGUCAUCCAGACAGCUACAGAUACCUCCCUGAGCAUCAUCUCUGAGACUUCUACGAGUGAAACCUCAUCACCCUCUAGCCUCACCACAGCUUCUCCGUUGAGUACUGCGGCAAAUCUCGUAUAUCCGUACCUCACUGGCUCGUCUGUCUUGCUGGUCCCAUCGACAAUCAGCGGUUCUAGCGUCAUUCUAACGCUGACCCCGGCAACCGUGUCCACGUACAAUGGCGCAAUAAACACCGAUUCGCUCUUGAGCGUUGGAUAUAGCGGGUCCACGCGCACCACCUUGACCGUUCUCCCGACUGAUCCUGCUGACGACUUCGCCACCGGCUUCCUGGUUGUCGAGACACCAACAUUACUUUCCACUGUUGUGACCAACGCGAAUACCCGCAUCAUCCCAUACUAUACUGGUACCGACACCUUCACGUUGGUUUACUCGAGUGGCUCGCUUGUAGGUGCCAACCGAGGCUCUGCCACUGCCACCACAGGGACUGGUGCGAUCGUUCCAACCCGUUUAGCGUCCGCCCUGGCUGGAGCAACUGCCAGUCCCAGCAAUCCUUACACGACGUACUAUUUGACGCCAGGAACGGCGUCGUCGGGCUACACCGGCCCGGUCGGCGGGCAAACAACGUUUACCCUCUCAUGCCAGGGAACUACGACGACCCAGUAUACGGUUCCACCCACUGAUCCGGCCAGCCCGACCGGCACUUUGGUCACUGCCUCCCCAUGCACGUACACGACAGCCAUUAUCACAACCACGGUUGGCUACUCUGGCUCCACCACCUCAACGUACACAGUCUCGCCAGAUGGCCCCGCGAGUACAGGGGACCAAACCAUCUCCGUCAUUGUAGAGACGCCCAUUGAGGGUGAAACAUCGACUUCGGAGUCUAGCAUCUCCAGCGACACCAUCACAUCGAUUUCGGAGUCUGGUAUCUCCAGCGACACCAUCACAUCGACCCCGACAGGCGUCGUCGACCGCGAAUAUGUCGGCGGCACCACCUCUGGCACGAUCACCGUCUCGGGAGGCAACCUUGCCGGCCCGACCGUCAUAAACCUCGUGCCGGCAACCGACACCUUCACAGGGCCGAUUGACCCGUCGAACACCCUGACCGGUGAAUACCCUGGCACGGUCCCCACAACAGUCACGUUGUUGCCGCUUUCGGGAGAAACGGAUGGCACAAUUCUGGUUGAGUUGCCCACAGCUAUUUCAACUUCGGACACCACCCUGCCGACUGCUACGGAUACUGGAAGACAGUACAUUGGCGAUACCACCACCGGUGUUGUUACUGCAUUCUCAGGCGUGGGUGCGGAGCCCACAUACUUUACGCUGGCGCCGGCUACUGUUGAUAUGUUCACCGGACCGAUCGAUCCGUCCGUUACGUACACAGCGCCGUACAACGGGACAGAUACGAAGACACUGAUUCUGUUCCCGACCGGCACUGAUACGGCCGGCACAUCCUUGCUUGAAGUUCCAACGGCGGCUGCUAAUUCCGACACGAUCACUACGUCUGCCCCGUCUUCUACCUCAGGCAGGCCGUAUGCAGGUGACAGCGUCGAGCUUUCCAUCACCGCCACGCUUGGGCCCAGUGGUACCCCUACGGGGUUGCUUCUCACGCCAGCAACUGAGUCGCUGACCUACCCAGUCGACCCGACCAACACCUUCUUCGCCCCGUACGGCGGAAUUACUGUGAAGACCUUGACUCUGUACCCCACAGGCACGGAGAGCCUUGCCACGUAUCUGUUCGAGACUCCAACCAGCACCGCCUCCCCUUCCAUCACGGCCUCGCCCACCGGUCUCGCGGGCAUCCCCCGUAAGCUUUAUGUGGGUGACACGACCUCCGGAAUCAUCACGGCGUUCCCUAACGGCGAAACUGGCCUCCCCACUACGAUCUCUCUUGAUCCAUACACGGGAGACGUCACCUUCACCGGCCCUUAUGAUCCUUCCACCACGCUGACUGCUUCAUACGAUGGGACGGACACCAAGACGGUCACCAUCCUUCCUGACGCUAGCGCUACCUACGGCACCCUGCUCGUUGAGGUUCCUAGCUUUGCUCUUGCUAGCGCUACCUCGUCUUCGGCUGCCCCCGACUCGACUGACGUGCCGUAUGACGGUGACACCACUACGGGCACGAUCACUGCGACCCCAUUCACCGUCGUUACCGAGUCUGACGGCAGUGUCUCCACGGCGUUCGGUUCGCCGACCACCUUGGCCCUUGUUCCAGCCACUGCGCCCUAUGACGGCCCGGUCGAUCCCGCGGCAACGCUGGCGACCCCGUACGACGGGUCGACAACUCGAACGCUCACUUUGCACCCCACCGGCUCGCAGAGCUUGGGCACGGUCGUCCUGGAGAUCCCGACUGGAGCUACGGCUUCAGCUUCACCUUCCUCGACCGGCCUUCCAGUGUACGAGUACAAUGGCGGCGAUGGAUCUGUACAGACUGUCACGGCGUUCCCUGGCGAUAGCAUGGGCCCUAUUACCGGCGCUAUGUCGCAGACCUUUAUCGUCACACCUGCUGCAACGCAAUAUACCGGCUCUGUCGACCCUUCCACGACUCUCACCGCGGGCUACACCGGCUCAACCACGCAAACACUUUUGCUGCUCCCCAACACCGGACAGACUGCCGCGACUGUGCUUGUCGAGACUCCUGUCGCUACAGCGACCGAAUCUCCCCCUCUCAGCGGUCGUCUGUAUCAGGGCGACACGACCACCGGAACAGUGACGGCUACGCCGUUCGUCAAUGGCGCGUCUUUUGGAUCGCCGACGGUCAUUACCCUGGAUCCCGCGACGACGCCGUUUACCGGCCAGCUAGAUCCAUCGACAACACUGACGGCACAAUAUGAUGGCCUUACAACGAUGUCCUUGACGCUGUACCCAGCGGCUGAUGGUACCUUCGGCACGCUGCUUGUGGAGGUUCCGUCCAUUACCGCCUCGCCUGUCUCUGCGGCCUCGACUUCGCCUGCGUUGACUGCCAGGCUGUACCAGUUCGGGACCUCCAGCGGGACCUUCACCGCGACUCUGAAUGGCUCGCCCACUGUCAUCAGUCUGGAACCAGCAACUACCCCCUUCACCGGCUCGGUCGAUGACUUCGCCACUUUCACAGCCUUGUACGACGGCACCACCAGCCAAACGAUUACAGUCUUCCCAGAGAGUGGCAGUACUCUCGGCACUCUUAUGAUCGAGGUGCCUUCCAUCACCUCUACCCCAGCAAGCAGUACAGAGUCUUCGACCUCUUCGCCUGCCGGCCGUCUGUACCAGGGUGGUGGCUCGUCAACCGAUGUCAUCACCAUCACGCCCACCACGACAGGCACCGACGGCCUUCCGACAACUGCGGCACCAACGUCGUUCAGCAUCGACCCAGCGAGCUCUGCCUUUACUGGAGAAGUUGAUCCAGCUACCCUUACUGCCACAUAUACUGGUAGUACCACGCAGACUCUGACCCUUUUCCCCAGCGGCAGCGACUCCUUCGGUACUGUGGUCGUCGAAGUUCCCGAAAGUUCUACAGGCUCGGCUACGGUCUCCGCUUCAGCUACCAUUACGGCUGGUCCAACGGGGACUGUUGUGCCAGUUGUAAUAACACGCCUGUAUCAGGGAGGCACCACAACAGAAGUCGCGACGAUCACACCCACCACGACGGGAACCGACGGCAUCGCAACAACUGGCGACCCCACUAUCCUCAGCCUCGAUCCCGCGACGUCGGUGUUCACCGGCGGAGUUGUUUCAGGCGUUCUGACUGCUCCUUAUUCCGGCAGCACGACGGCGACGGUCACCCUCCUCCCCACGGGCACUGAAAGCUUGGGCACGCUACUCGUCAAUGUACCGGUGACGGCUUUGGCCGCGCCAUCGACUUCGGCAUCUGCGGCUGUCUCGUCAUCUGCGGCUGUCACGUCAUCUGCAGCUGUCUCGUCAUCUUCGGUAUCGCUCAUUGCUCGUCUGUUCCAAGGCGGUUCUGCGCCGAGCACCUUGACGAUUACUCCAGCUGUCGUUGGCCAAGAUGGCAAGCAGACGACCGGCGCUCCCACUGUGGUCAGCCUUGAUAUAGCAACGUCGACCUUUACCGGAUCUGUUGAUCCGGCAACCACCUACACGGCUACCUACCCGGGACCCACGACGCAGAUUAUUACAUUGCAGCCUGAUGCCGCCGGUAGCUUUGGUACUCUGAUCGUGGAAGUGCCUGAGACUGCUGCUGGAAGCUCAACCACCAGCUCCUCCUCGGCCUCGCUGGCUUCGACACUCGAUAGCCGGCUGUAUGUGGGAGACACCACGAGCGGUGUUGUGACAGCUACUCCAGUCCUUGCUUCGUCCACAUCGCCGUUGCCAAGCGGCUUCUCUGGCGCCAUACCAAUUGGACCUCCGACCACUAUCAGCAUCUCCCCAGCCGCUACGCCGUUCACAGGCCCGGUGGACCCGCAGACGACUUUCACCGGGACAUACCCUGGCACCACCAUCAAACACCACUACGGCGUCUGCGUCGUCCGAGGCUACGGCAACUUCAUCGGCGUCGUCGACUUCGAGCGAAUCGUCAAGUGCGAGCCUGAGCGCUGA